This is a messenger RNA of Mustela erminea (ermine), 706 nucleotides long. It is a transcript of the gene FXYD1, whose product is annotated as FXYD domain containing ion transport regulator 1. Gene Ontology annotation, cellular component: membrane. The record is from RefSeq and is a predicted model, not a curated record. Gene Ontology annotation, molecular function: sodium channel regulator activity. NCBI's taxonomy places the organism in Eukaryota, Metazoa, Chordata, Mammalia, Carnivora, Mustelidae. Gene Ontology annotation, biological process: regulation of sodium ion transmembrane transporter activity; monoatomic ion transport. The coding region runs from base 46 to 540 and encodes 164 amino acids. The transcript has 8 exons.
GAAGACGAGGAGUGGUGGCCUUUCCCACAGGGGCAGCCGGGAGCGAUGUGGCAGCUGGGCCUCACCCCGGCAGGGUUGUGCGUGACCCCCGAGUGGGGGAAGGAAGGCUGUUGCCAUGGUGGCCUGUGUGAGGCAAAUUCCUCCAGGGUGAAGUGGGAGAUAUUUAUACCCAGGGUCAGGCUGAGAGCUGGCCAGCGGCGGAGGGCAGGAGAGCUGGGAUAUUACACAGACAGAGCGAGGCCGUGGUGUGCGGGCAGGACAAUGGAGCCUCUCUACCACAUCUUGGUUCUCUGUGUGGGUUUUCUCACCAAGGCCAGCGCAGAAGCUCCACAGGAACACGACCCAUUCACCUAUGACUACCAGACCCUGCGGAUCGGAGGCCUCAUCAUCGCCGGGAUCCUUUUCAUCCUGGGUAUCCUCAUCGUCCUGAGCAGAAGGUGCCGGUGCAAAUUCAACCAGCAGCAGAGAACUGGGGAACCUGAUGAAGAGGAGGGAACUUUCCGCAGCUCCAUCCGCCGUCUGUCCACACGCAGGCGGUAGAGACACCUGGCGCGAUGGAACCCAGCCAGGAUUCCCCUGGCUCCUGAUGCCUCCCACCCACCACCUGUGCGCCCACCGCCCCCUGGACUGCCCUCUUCCCCAGCCCUGCUCCCACAGACUCCUCUCUGCCGCCCAGACUUCAAUAAAACGUGCUUUUCUCUCUUGA